Pollicipes pollicipes is the source of this 3316-nucleotide messenger RNA. RefSeq names its product integrin linked kinase (gene Ilk). The transcript is spliced from 10 exons. Bases 105 to 1454 code for a protein of 449 amino acids. Gene Ontology annotation, molecular function: protein binding; protein serine/threonine kinase activity; ATP binding. NCBI's taxonomy places the organism in Eukaryota, Metazoa, Arthropoda, Thecostraca, Pollicipedomorpha, Pollicipedidae. Gene Ontology annotation, cellular component: stress fiber; focal adhesion. Gene Ontology annotation, biological process: protein phosphorylation; cell-matrix adhesion; integrin-mediated signaling pathway. The record is from RefSeq and is a predicted model, not a curated record.
AGAACAGGCAGUCCGCGGACUGUGCCCCGCCCUUGGCUCGCGCUGGGCGAUUGUGAAUUUGACACCUGUUAGUUUUAGGUUCCCUAGGUUUCAAGACUGAAGAAAUGGAUGACAUAUUUCAAUAUGUGAGGGAGGGCAAUCCCUUCCAUGUUCGAGUAUGGCUUGAUGAUACAGAGCAUGACAUGAAUGAGGGUGAUGACCACGGCUUCAGUCCCCUGCACUGGGCAGCCAAGUACGGCCACGUCGGCAUCGUGGAGAUGCUGAUCCAGCGGGGUGCGCGCAUCGGCGCCACCAACAUGGGCGACGACACGCCGCUCCACCUGGCGGCGGCGCACGGCCACCGGCCCGUCGUGCAGCUGCUUCUGCGCUCCAAGGCUGAUGUCAACCUGACCAAUGAGCAUGGCAACACGCCGCUGCACUACGCCUGCUUCUGGAGCUACCAGGGCAUCGCCGACGACCUGAUCCAGGCCGGCGCGCUCGUCACCAUCGCCAACCGAUUCGGCAAGAUGCCGCUAGACUGCUGCAAGGGCUCGAUGGCGACCCGUCUUCACGAGCUGGCCGUGCAGACUGGCCAGGAGCUGCGCCGGAUCGAGUACAAGGACCAGAGCUGGCUGGGCAUGAAGACCAGGAGCCGCGACGCCACACUCUCGCGCCACAAGGGCAUCGCCAUCAACGACCUCAAUCUGCACGUGAAGAUCGCCACGUCGCCGACGGGCGAGACGUGGCGCGGCAAAUGGCAGGGCAAUGAGAUCUGCGCCAAGAUCCUGGCGCUGCGCGAGUGCACGGCACGCAUCAGCCGUGACUUCAACGACGAGUUCCCCCGCCUCCGGAUCUUCUCGCACCCGAACAUCCAGCCAGUUCUGGGCUGCUCCAACUCGCCUCCCAGCCUGGUGGUGGUGAACCAGCUGAUGCCGCACGGCAGCCUGUACGACGUGCUGCACCGGCGCACCAACAUCGUGGUGGACACGGCGCAGGCGCUGCGCUUCGCUCUGGACGUGGCACGCGGCAUGUGCUUCCUGCACAGCCUCGAGCGCAACGUGCCCAACUUUCACCUGAGCAGCCGACACGUUAUGAUUGACGAGGACAUGACCGCGCUGCUGAAUAUGGCCGACGCCGAGUUCAGCUUCCAGAACAAGGGCAAGGUGUACUACCCGCAGUGGUAUGCGCCCGAGGCUCUGCUCAAGAGUCCGUCGCAGAUCAACCGCCACGCGGCCGACAUGUGGAGCUUCGCCGUGCUGCUGUGGGAGAUGGCCACGCGGGACGUGCCGUUCGCCGAGUACUCGGCCAUGGAAAUCGGCAUGAAGGUGGCCACGGAGGGUCUGCGCCUGGUGACGCCGCCCGGCAUCUCGGCCCAUAUUGCACGCCUCAUCACAAUCUGCAUGAACGAGGACCCCAAGAAGCGACCCAACUUCGACCAGAUUGUGCCCAUCUUGGAGAAAAUGGUCGACAAAUAGGACGGGGACUCCGUGGUGGCGGGACCGGGCGCCCGCGGCCUGAGCUCCGCGUCAGCCGCUCUCCUCCCCUGCCCUCUCCAGCCGGGCACCUGAGCCUCCCUCGCGCACACACUGCCGACGACCACGGCUCGCUUGCCGAACUCCCAGGACUUCCGGUCCCCUCCCGUCGGCCCUGCGGGAAUCCUGCCUGCUCCUCCUGUCGGCCCUGCGGACCUCCUGCCUCCUCCUCCCGUCGGCCCUGCGGACCUCCUGUCUCCUCCUCCCGUCGGCCCUGCGGACCUGCCUCCUCCUCCCGUCGGCCCUGCGGACCUCCUGCCUCCUCCUCCCGUCGGCCCUGCGGACCUCCUGCCUCCUCCUCCCGUCGGCCCUGCGGACCUCCUGUCUCCUCCUCCCGUCGGCCCUGCGGACCUCCUGUCUCCUCCUCCCGUCGGCCCUGCGGACCUCCUGCCUCCUCCUCCCGUCGGCCCUGCGGACCUCCUGCCUCCUCCUCCCGUCGGCCCUGCGGACCUCCUGCCUCCUCCUCCCGUCGGCCCUGCGGACCUCCUGUCUCCUCCUCCCGUCGGCCCUGCGGACCUCCUGUCUCCUCCUCCCGUCGGCCCUGCGGACCUGCCUCCUCCUCCCGUCGGCUUUGCGGACCUCCUGUCUCCUCCUCCCGUCGGCCCUGCGGACCUCCUGUCUCCUCCUCCCGUCGGCCCCGCGGACCUCCUGUCUCCUCCUCCCGUUGGCCCCGCGGACCUCCCGUCUCCUCCCGUCGGCCCUGCGGACCUCCUGUCUCCUCCUCCCGUCGGCCCUGCGGACCUCCUGUCUCCUCCUCCCGUCGGCCCUGCGGACCUCCUGUCUCCUCCUCCCGUCGGCCCUGCGGACCUCCUGUCUCCUCCCGUCGGCCCCUCGGAUCUCCUGCACAUGUUAGGUUGUCCGCAUACACGGCUGUAGCAUAUCUCGCUGGUUGAGUGGUUCAGCUGCCCAUCAUAGAUCGCUCCCGGAGCUCCCUUUCGCAUCACAAUGUUCACGGGCCGGGACCGGCCCGCGCCUCUUGUCGGCGUCCUGAGCUCCCAGCGACCGUCUUCCCUUGAGGCCUCUUUUUCAGUAACCCGAGCGUGUGGUGCUUUGCGGUGCACCUGUUCGGCGUCCAGGGCUUGCGCCACGUGUCUCGAGAUUGCUGUCCGGGCCCCGACUGCGGCGGUGCCUCGGAACCUCCUGCCACGUCACCCGCCACGAACCUGUUUGGUAGCCCCACAUUUUGGCUAACAUUGCAUGCCAUGUCGACGAAGCAAUCCUGCUGAAGAAUGAAGUAGCCCAACACAUGUUUUACCACUUUAUGUUAAUAUCGUUCCUUGGAGUUUGGCGGCCAAGGACUAACCGAAGAUAAUAAUUCGUCUGAUGACAUGGCCGAAAUGUGCUGCCAUAGCUGCAUGAUAUUGGCGCUGGCUAGUUUGAUUAUAUAUACAUAUAUAUAUAUAUAUAUAUAUAUAUAUAUAUAUAUAUAUAUAUAUAUGUAUAUAUAGUGUAUGUGUGUGUGGUCGCUGACUACGUACUAUCAUCGUCGCCGUUGUGUUACUUUGAAUGUCACCAUUGUCUCGAGCAUAACCUAGAAAUCGUGCAGACUUACGGUUUCUGGAGAAGGAAAAGCGGAAUCUCUCGUGCUUCUUUGGCAACCAAUUUAAAGGUUUGCAAGGAUCCGAAUGCGUGUUUCAAAUUGAUAUUCUGUCAUCCAUUGUCCAUUGCGUCAUAGUCGUCAAGCUGCGGUCGGUAGUUGUGUGGUGGCUUGUGUGUAUGCUUGCAUGUGUAAGAUGGUGCUAACUGUGUGCCUUUGAUAAAGGUAAGGAGUCAAAACAGACCUUAAUAAAAAUGGUACUAACAAU